GUAUUUUUCUGACCAAUAUUCUUCUCCGUAUUUGACACUUCGUUAAUUCUGGACGAAGUUUGGCAGUUGCUCAUUUCGUCAAAUCUCUCUGCUGGUCGAUCAGAAGAGUUGUUGUAUCAUUGUACUAGAAGGAUCUCUUAGAUCACUUUUAUCGUUAUAGAUUGUGCAUUAUGGACAAUGACAAUGACAAUGAUUUCACCUUUUGUCAGGUUGGUCCACCUGUCAACCCAGAUGGUGUUGAGGUAAAUAAACUUGUAUCAGAUGUUCGUACUAUUACUAUCAGCAAUAAAUUCUCAAACGAUACUAGUGGUGAUCAGAAGGGAAGUUCCCUGUGGAAUGGUGAAUUGCCUAAAAAUGCCACAGCUAAAAAAGAGGCAACUAUUGGUUCUUUGACAUUCAGUGUUAUUGAUACUUCAUCUCCAACACAAUCUAGUGGAAUUUCAAGAAAAGUAGCUUCCAGAGAUCCUGAGACAUCGAUAAAGGGUUUACAAGAGCAGAAAACAUCUGCCAGAAAGGCCACACCUCGGGCAAAGGUUCCUUUUGAAAAAGGUUAUAGUCCAAUGGAUUGGCUUAAACUAACUAGAACGCAUCCUGACCUUGCAGGACUCAAGGGACAGUCAAAUAAGAGGCUCAUUUCUAUGAAUGAAGUUAGGCAACACCAGACAGAAGGUUCCAUGUGGACUGUUCUUAAAGGCCGUGUCUACAACCUGUCUCCAUAUAUGAAGUUUCACCCUGGAGGCGUUGAUACGCUGAUGAAGGGAGUGGGAAAAGACUGCACAUCUUUAUUCAAUAAGCACCAUGCUUGGGUGAAUGCAGACUUCUUGCUGGAGAAGUGCCUAGUGGGUACUCUGGAUGAGAGCCAGUGAAGGCAGAUUGAUGUUCCAACAAUCAAGAAGUGGUUUAUUUCUCUAUUCUUCAAACCCAGUUAAUUGGAGGUACCAAUUCCCUCUUCUUUGUAUAUAGAGAGGGACAUCAUGAUAUACCAUUUAAGUACAAUAAUAUAUAAUGGCUUCUGCACAUUUUAUCAUGUGCAAAGUUCAUAGAUGGAAAUAAUGUUGUAUACUUGACUCAAUAAAUCAUUUAGAUUGUACCCAUUCUCUUGAAAAUGUUUAUAGCUGCUGUUGCAGUGGUGCAUUGACAUUCAUUUAUCGAGUAAUGAGAUGGUAUUGGAACUUCCUCAUGAA
Messenger RNA from Tripterygium wilfordii, 1184 nucleotides. Its product is annotated as cytochrome b5 domain-containing protein RLF-like. Lineage: Eukaryota; Viridiplantae; Streptophyta; Magnoliopsida; Celastrales; Celastraceae. The record is from RefSeq and is a predicted model, not a curated record. The transcript has 6 exons. Gene Ontology annotation, molecular function: heme binding. The coding region runs from base 171 to 866 and encodes 231 amino acids.